Messenger RNA from Engraulis encrasicolus (European anchovy), 9794 nucleotides. Its product is annotated as neurobeachin-like. Gene Ontology annotation, biological process: intracellular protein localization. Bases 354 to 9794 code for a protein of 3146 amino acids. Gene Ontology annotation, cellular component: membrane; cytosol. The transcript is spliced from 62 exons. Lineage: Eukaryota; Metazoa; Chordata; Actinopteri; Clupeiformes; Engraulidae. The record is from RefSeq and is a predicted model, not a curated record. Gene Ontology annotation, molecular function: protein kinase binding.
GAUGAUGUUGGCGGUGGUGGAGCAGAGCAGUGCGAGCUGCGUGUUCGCUGAGUCCAACCGUUAGCAGCACGAGGAACUGGCAAGCGUCCUGAAACAAUCCGUACCCGCGCGAGAGAGGGACUGCUGCUCUUUCUAGCAUCAUUACUGGCAUCGUCAGAAGCCCCUUAUUUUCGCCCUCCUUUACGCAUGACAAACUGUGGAUCUUACUGGGAUAAAUCAAUAGAAUCGGGCGAGUAGCAGGUGGUUCUGGAAUUUUCCUUUUUCCUUCCAAUUUAUGUUUCUGCCCUUGAUGCUUCUGCACAUCUACUAGAGACAGGUGAACACAGCGGCCGCUGAUUCUGGUUCCGCUCGUGAUGUCGAGCGUGAAGUCGGUGUCAAUGCCGGGUUCGAUGUCUCUUUCGGACCGGGAACAGCCCCCGGGUCACGGACACCAAGGAGGUACCACCACCAGCUCGGUUACCGGUGAACGGAUGGUGUCUUGCUCCGGCUCUAUGGUUCUGCCGGCUGGGCUGCUCAACCCGUCGGUUCCGAUCCGGAAUAUCAAGAUGAAAUUCGCUGUCCUCGUUGGUCUCAUACAGGUCGGCGAGGUUAGCAACAGAGACAUUGUGGAGACUGUUCUCAAUCUACUGGUGGGCGGUGAGUUUGACCUGGAGAUGAACUUCAUCAUUGCGGACGCGGAGAGCAUCAGCUGCAUGGUGGAUCUCCUGGAGCACUGCCAGGUGACGUGCCAGGCGGAGGUCUGGAGCAUGUUCACCGCCAUCCUGAGGAAGAGCGUACGCAACCUGCAGACCAGCACCGAGGUCGGCCUCAUACAGCAGGUCCUAGGCAGGAUGGGAGACGUGGACGACAUGAUUGCAGAUCUCCUGGUGGACAUGUUGGGGGUGUUGGCCAGCUACAGCAUCACAGUACGGGAGCUCAAGCUGCUCUUCAGCAUGCUAAGAGGAGACGGGGGCGUCUGGCCUCGCCAUGCUGUGAAGCUGCUGUCGGUGUUGAGCCAGAUGCCCCAGAGACACGGCCCUGACGCCUUCUUCAACUUCCCUGGACGCAGCGCUGCCGCGAUUGCUUUACCCCCUAUUGCUAAGUGGCCUUACCAGAAUGGUUUCACUGUCAACACCUGGUUUCGCAUGGACCCCCUCAAUAACAUCAACGUGGACAAAGACAAACCCUACCUUUACUGCUUCCGCACCAGUAAAGGGAUAGGCUACUCUGCACACUUUGUAGGCAACUGCCUGAUUGUGACGUCGCUGAAGUCCAAAGGGAAGGGCUUCCAGCACUGUGUGAAGUACGACUUUCAGCCCCGCAAGUGGUACAUGGUCAGCAUCGUCCACAUCUACAACCGCUGGCGCAACAGCGAGAUCCGUUGCUACGUCAAUGGGCAGCUGGUCUCCUACGGCGACAUGGCCUGGCACGUCAACACCAACGAUAGCUAUGACAAGUGCUUCCUGGGCUCCUCUGAGACGGCGGACGCCAACCGCGUGUUCUGUGGCCAGCUGGGCGCCAUCUACGUCUUCAGCGAGGCCCUCAACCCCUCACAGAUAUUCGCCAUUCACCAGCUGGGGGCCGGCUAUAAGAGCACCUUUAAGUUUAAGUCGGAGAGUGACAUCCACCUGGCGGAGCACCAUAAGCAGGUGCUGUACGACGGGAAGCUGGCCAGCAGCAUCUCCUUCACCUACAACGCCAAGGCCACCGACGCCCAGCUGUGUCUGGAGUCCUCACCCCGGGAGAACGCCUCCAUCUUCGUACACUCGCCACACGCACUCAUGCUACAGGACGUGAAAGCGAUAGUGACCCACUCCAUCCACAGUGCCAUCCACUCUAUUGGGGGCAUCCAGGUGCUGUUCCCACUCUUCUCCCAGCUCGACUACCACCAGCAGCAUGAGAGCCAGCUGGACUCCACCGUCUGUGCAACUCUGCUGGCGUUCCUGGUGGAGCUCCUGAAGAGCUCGGUGGCCAUGCAGGAGCAGAUGCUGGGGGGCAAGGGAUUCCUCGUCAUAGGAUACCUGCUGGAGAAGUCGUCGCGGGUGCAUAUCACGCGUGCGGUGCUGGAACAGUUCCUGUCGUUUGCCAAGUACCUGGAUGGCCUGGCCCAUGGGGCGCCGCUCCUCAAACAGCUGUGUGACCACAUCCUCUUCAACUCCGCCAUAUGGAUACACACGCCCGCUAAGGUGCAGCUGUCUCUGUACACGUACCUGUCGUCAGAGUUCAUCGGCACGGCAACCAUCUACAGCACAAUCCGGCGCGUCGGCACAGUGCUGCAGCUGAUGCAUACACUCAAGUACUACUACUGGGCAACCAACCCCACACACACCAGCAACAUCACACCUAAAGGCCUGGAUGGGCCACGGCCAUCCCAGAAGGAGAUACUCUCCCUGCGUUCCUUCAUGCUGCUGUUCCUCAAGCAGCUCAUCCUGAAGGAUCGUGGGGUGAAGGAAGAUGAACUGCAGAGCAUCCUCAACUACCUGCUCACCAUGAACGAGGAUGAGAACCUCCAUGAUGUGCUUCAGCUGCUGGUGGCCCUCAUGUCAGAACACCCUGCCUCCAUGAUCCCCGCCUUCGACCAGAGGAACGGCAUACGUGUGAUCUACAAGCUGCUGGCCUCCAAGAGCGAGGGCAUACGCGUCCAGGCCCUCAAAGGCCUCGGAUACUUCCUCAAACACCUGGGACACAAGAGGAAGGUUGAGAUCAUGCAUACACACAGUCUGUUCACGUUGCUGGGAGAGAGACUGAUGCUGCACACUAACACCAUCACCGUGACCAUCUACAACACACUGUAUGAGAUCCUGACAGAGCAGGUCUGCACUCAGGUGGUGCACAAACCCCAUCAAGACCCAGACUCCACCGUCAAGAUCCAAAACCCUAUGAUCCUGAAGGUGGUGGCCACUCUGCUUAAGAACUCCUCCCCCAGCGCUGAGCUGAUGGAGGUCAGGAGGAGCUUCCUGUCCGACAUGAUCAAACUCUUCAGCAACAGCAGAGAGAACCGACGAUGUCUUCUGCAGUGCUCGGUAUGGCAGGACUGGAUGUUCUCGCUGGGCUACAUCAACCCCAAGAACCCUGAGGAGCAGAAGAUCAUGGAGAUGGUCUACAACAUCUUCCGCAUCCUGCUGUACCACGCCAUCAAGUACGAGUGGGGAGGCUGGCGCGUCUGGGUGGACACUCUCUCCAUUGCACACUCCAAGGUGACAUACGAGGCCCAUAAGGAGUACCUGGCCAAGAUGUAUGAGGAGUACCAGAGGCAGGAGGAGGAGAACAUCAAGAAGGGACGUAAGGGACUGGUCAGCACCAUCUCCGGACUCUCACAGGCGCCCGCUGUGUCCUCCGCCACGUCCUUGGAGCUGGACGACACCUCCCAGACUCAAACGCCCGAGAGCGAGGCAGAGUACGCGGAGAGCGGCACGGAGGCAACCACCAACCUCCACAACCCCCUGGCAGAGGGCAAAGGUGGUGGAGCAGACGUCCCCGCCGGUGGGGUGCGGGUGGAGGUCCACGACCUACUGGUGGACAUCAAGGCGGAAAAGGUGGAGGCCACGGAGGUCAAGCUGGAGGACAUGGACCUGUCUCCGGAGAGCACUCCUGGCCCUGGCGCCACGGCGACCGCCUCCGCCUCCGUCACCGGAGUGGAUGCGUUGCUGAGCAGCGUCGCCUACUCCGCUGCUAUGGAGAAGAUUGGUGGUGUGGCGGGUGGCGUACUCAUGCCUGACGUGGGUAACGGUGGUAACGCUGAUGGUGACAGUGCUGGCUUAGGAGGGAAGGGAACUGGUGGUGGUGGACCUCUGAUCACCCUUGCAGAGGAUGACAAGGUUGGAGCUAAAAGCAUUGCUGCUGGUGUAGGGGCCCAAACAGCCACCAGCAGCACUGGCUUCCUCUUUGGGGAGGUAUCUGCCAUGGCGGUUACCUCUGGUGCAGCCUCAGACUCCACCUCCAAGUUGCUGCCUGAGCUGGGUCCACGGGAUCCACCCCGGGUUUGGACCGGCGCCACGGAUGACCGUGGUCUCCUGACCCACAUGGUAUCUGGUGCUGGUGCUGGUGGUGAUGGUGGUGCCCGCUGUGCCCUAGAGGAAGAGGGCCCAGAGGAAGGAGUAGAGUUCAAGAUGGCAUCCUCCUCCCUGACUGACACAAGCCUGGCUGGAGGAAAAGGGGAGGGAAGCAGCAGUGGUGUUGUCACCACCAGGGCAACGGUUGGCAUGGGGAUGACGGAGGUCACCAUGGAUAUGGAGGGUGAUGCUGCAGCUGCCGCCGCUGUUGCUAAGGGAGGGGCGAGCUCAGCAUCAGCCGAUGCGGGGAGCAGCACCUCGGAUACGGAGAGGUCCGAUGAUGGCAAAGACAAGGAGGCCAAGAGGAUCCAGACCACAGCAACCACACAGAGUCUGCACGGCCGGUCGGGUAUGGAGCGAGAUAUCCGUGUGGAUCUGGGCUUCAGGGGGAUGCCAAUGACGGAAGAGCAGCGGCGUCAGUUCAGUCCGGGUCCCCGCACCACCAUGUUCCGUAUCCCAGAGUUCAAGUGGUCGCCCAUGCACCAGCGCCUGCUCACAGACCUGCUCUUCGCCCUCGAGACGGAUGUGCACGUCUGGAGGAGCCACUCCACCAAGUCGGUGAUGGACUUUGUGAACAGCAACGAGAACAUCAUCUUUGUGCACAACACCAUCCACCUGAUCUCCCAGAUGGUGGACAACAUCAUCAUCGCCUGUGGGGGCAUUCUUCCUCUGCUCUCUGCUGCAACCUCGCCGUCUAGCACCAAGGGGGAGGUGGAGGGGGUGGAGGUGACACAGGGCAUGUGUGCGGAGAUGGCCGUCACCUUCCUCACGCGCCUCAUGUCCAUGGUGGACGCCCUCGUCUUCGCCAGCUCCCUCAACUUCAGCGAGAUCGAGGCCGAGAAGAACAUGUCAUCCGGAGGACUCAUGAGGCAAUGCCUCAGGCUGGUGUGCUGUGUGGCAGUGAGGAGUUGCCUGGAGUGUAGGCAGAGGGAGAGGGAGAGAGAGAGGGAGAGAGAAAGGGGAUACAGGCUCUCCCUCCCCAACAACAGGACCCACGAAAGCCUGCAGAGCCUCCUGUCAACUGCCAGCGCAAAGUCGGCCAUAGAGAGCGUCCCUAGUCCCCUGUCCCCCAUCAAGGACCCCGACCGUCUCCUGCAAGACGUAGACAUCAACCGACUACGGGCAGUGGUCUUCAGAGAUGUGGACGACAGUAAGCAGGCUCAGUUCCUGGCUCUGGCCGUGGUCUACUUCAUCUCUGUGCUCAUGGUCUCCAAGUACCGGGACAUCCUGGAGCCUCAGCGGGAGACUGCCAGGACUCUCGGCCAAUCAGGGAGGAGCAUUCGACAGGAAAUCAACUCUCCCACCAGUACAGACAACCCUGUGGGCUUCCCGGACGCAGCCGGCAUGCCUGUAGCCAGCCCCAUGGAAGAGCUCCCCCUAGAGGCCUGCCUGCCACACACCGACUCUGGCAUCGGGGACGAGCAGGGCCCCAUGGGGGUCCUCAACGGGGCCGACCUCGAUGUGGGGGGCCCCCCAAACGCCGGUCUUGGGGGCCCAGGCUUGGGCCCGGGUCGCACCCCGACGCUACCGCACCCCGGCGUCAUGAGCGAGCUGCUCUGCACCCUCUCCUCUGAGGUCAAGAGGUCACAGGAGAGCCUGUUGUCUGAGUCUGCUGCCUCCAUGGGUUCCAUGGGCUCAGUGGGCGGCCUGAUUGGCGGCGUCGAGGUCAUAAAGCCCGCCUCCUCCAUCUCCAGCAUCAGUCACCACGGCAACAAGGGCAUCAACGUCAAGGAGAUCCUGAAGAGCCUGGUGGCUGCGCCGGUGGGCGGGGCGGAGGCGGGGCCAGAGCAGCCUCUGACCUAUCAGGCGGACACAGCAAUCAAGAGGGAGGCCCACCCCAUGAUGCCCAUGCAGUUCCACUCCUUUGACAGGAGUGUGGUGGUGCCGGUAAAGAAGCCUCCUCCAGGCAGCCUGGCGGUGAACACGGUUGGCUGUGGUUCCAGAGAGGUGCUAGCGGCCGGUAGCACCCCCAACAUCUUCGCUGCUGCCUCCGCAUCCGCUACCCCCAAAAGCAUGAUUAACACCACAGGACGCUGGAGCCUGGGGCGAAGCCUGAAACACUGGGGCGCCUCAUGUGUUGUCCGUGCACACCCAGGGAAAUCAAACGCCGUCUGCGUGGCCAUGGUGGUGGCAUCGGUCUCCAUCAGCGUCUGUGGACGUCUUCUCCUCAUCCAGCCUGACCUUACUCUGUCAGCCGGUGUCGUCGGAGAGAACAACAGGGUCUCAAGGGAGCUUCAGCCUCCACUGUUCUCCGUUGGCAACAGGAAGCCAUACCAGCAGCAUCAGUGGUUCCACCACCGUGAAACCGCCCUUCCGACCGGCUCCGGGCGUCACCACUCGCCACCUCAGGCUGGGCUGACGCUGGCACUGGUGUUGGUACCGGGACGCUUGGCACUGGUGUUGGUACCACCAUUGGGUGCUCGUUGUUGUAGAGAGGGCUGCUCGUGCCGCCUCUGCCCUGGGCCCCCUCGUCCACCAGGGGGCUGCAUAGGUUCCGCCUGGAGCAGGGCUUGCCCUCGCUGGCCGUUUGCUCAUGAGGGUAGAUCGCCAGGCUGGGCCUGGCGGUUUGGGGAGGUCCCCCGCGGGGCUGCCGGGCGAGGAGCCAGGAGGGAGAAUUUCCUACCAUCUUUAAAACGGGGCCAGUUCUCAGGGUUGGACCUCCAGAGCCUUCAGCAGCAGCAGCUCAAAUGUCUGGUGUGUAUGAAGUCCAGCACAUCCGUGGUGGAGCUGGUCAUGCUGCUCUGUUCACAGGAGUGGCAGAACUCCAUCCAGAAGAAUGCUGGCUUGGCCUUCAUCGAACUUAUCAACGAGGGGAGGUUGCUGUGCCAUGCCAUGAAGGACCACAUUGUGCGCGUGGCCAACGAGGCCGAGUUCAUCCUGAAUCGCCAGAGAGCCGAGGAUGUCCACAAACACGCAGAGUUCGAGUCCAACUGUGCCCAGUAUGCUGCGGACAGGAAGGACGAAGAGAAGAUGUGUGACCACCUGAUUGGUGCAGCCAAACACCGGGACCAUGUGACAGCCAAUCAGCUGAAGCAGAAGAUCCUCAACAUUCUGACCAAUAAACACGGAGCCUGGGGGGCACUUGCACAAAGUCAGCUGCAUGAUUUCUGGCGUCUUGAUUAUUGGGAGGACGACCUGCGAAGGAGGCGGAGAUUCGUACGGAAUGCAUUUGGCUCCACCCACCUCGACAUCUCCUGCAAAUCACUGGAGGACUAUGGUUCGGAGGAGGAAGACCAGGAUGGUGUGAAGGCCAAAAAAGGUUUCCGCAGCCAGGCGGUGGUCAACCAGAACCCAGAAGCAGAGCUCACGUUGGAGGGAGACGAGGACGCCGCCAGCCUGCUGCAGGAGAAGGAGAUUGACAACCUCGCCGGCCCCGUGGUCCUCAGCACCCCUGCUCAACUCGUUGCCCCGGUGAUCGUGGCUCGAGGGACACUCUCCAUCACUACCACUGAGAUCUAUUUUGAGGUUGACGAGGAUGACCCCGCCUUCAAACGGAUCGACUCCAAAGUGCUGGCCUAUUCGGAGGGUCUGCAUGGUAAGUGGAUGUUCAGUGAGAUCCGGGCGGUCUUCUCCAGGCGCUUUCUGCUGCAGAACACGGCCAUGGAGGUCUUCAUGGCUAACAGGACCUCGGUCAUGUUCAACUUUCCGGACCAGGCCACCGUGAAGAGGGUGGUGUACAGUUUACCCCGCGUCGGUGUGGGAACCAGCUACGGGCUGCCGCAAGCAAGGCGGAUCUCGUUAGCGACCCCGAGGCAGCUCUUCAAGUCGUCCAAUAUGACGCAGCGGUGGCAGCGGCGGGAGAUUUCCAACUUCGAGUACCUCAUGUUCCUCAACACCAUCGCCGGGAGGACCUACAAUGACUUGAAUCAGUACCCCGUCUUCCCCUGGGUCCUCACUAACUACGACUCUGAGGAACUGGACCUCACUCUUCCUGCAAACUUCAGGGAUCUGUCAAAGCCAAUCGGAGCGCUGAACCCCAAGCGCGCGGUGUUCUAUGCUGACCGCUAUGAUUCCUGGGAGGAGGAGCAGGUUCCACCUUGCCACUACAACACACACUACUCUAGUGCCACAGCUACACUCUACUGGCUCAUACGGAUAGAGCCCUUCACCACGUUCUUCCUGAACGCCAAUGGCAACAAGUUCGACCACCCCGACCGCACCUUCUCCUCCAUCAGGCGCUCCUGGAGGAACUGCCAACGAGACACCUCCGACGUCAAGGAGCUGAUUCCCGAAUUCUACUACCUGCCGGAGAUGUUUGUGAACAGUAAUGGCUACCACCUUGGGGAGCGGAGCGACGGGACGGCCGUGUGCGGCGUGGAGCUGCCACCCUGGGCCAACAAGCCAGAGGACUUCGUACGCAUCAGCAGAAUGGCGCUGGAGAGUGAGUUUGUGUCGUGUCAGCUGCACCAGUGGAUCGACCUGAUCUUCGGAUACAAGCAGCGGGGCCCGGAGGCCGUCAGGGCCCUCAACCUCUUCCACUACGUCACCUACGAGGGCUCCAUCACACUAGACGCCAUCCCAGACCCCAUGCUACGCGAGGCUAUGGAGGUCCAGAUCCAGUCUUUUGGCCAGACCCCCUCUCAGCUGCUUAUUGAGCCCCAUCCUCCACGCAGCUCCGCCAUGCACCUGUGUUUCCUUCCCCAGAGUCCGCUGAUGUUUAAGGACCAGAUGCAGCAGGAUGUGAUCAUGGUGCUCAAGUUCCCCUCCAACUCCCCUGUGACGCACGUGGCGGCCAACACGCUUCCCCACCUCGCCAUGCCCGCCGCCGUCACCGUCACCUGCAGCCGACUCUUCGCAGUCAACCGGUGGCACAACACUGUCGGUCUUCGAGGGGCCCCUGGCUACUCCCUUGAGCAGGCUCAUCACCUCCCCAUAGAGAUGGACGCCCUCAUUGCCAACAACUCGGGUGUGAACAAGAGGCAGAUCACCGACCUGGUGGACCAGAGCAUCCAGAUCAACUCCCACUGCUUCGUGGUAACUGCCGACAACCGCUACAUCCUGGUCUGUGGCUUCUGGGACAAGAGCUUCAGGGUCUACUCUUCAGAAACAGGCAAGCUGACCCAGAUCGUGUUUGGGCAUUGGGAUGUGGUGACGUGUCUGGCCCGUUCUGAGUCCUACAUCGGGGGAGACUGCUACAUCGUCUCAGGCUCCAGGGACGCCACGCUGCUGCUCUGGUACUGGAGCGGACGACACCACAUCAUCGGAGACAACCCCAACAACAGUGACUACCCAGCUCCCCGAGCGGUCUUAACAGGUCAUGACCAGGAGGUGGUGUGUGUCUCGGUGUGUGCAGAGCUGGGCCUUGUCAUCAGUGGAGCCAGAGAGGGCCCGUGCCUGGUGCACACUAUCACGGGUGACCUGUUGAGGGCGCUCGAGGGCCCUGAGCUGUGCCUGCUGCCGCGCCUCAUCUGCGUCUCCAGCGAGGGCCACUGCAUCAUCUACUAUGACAGGGGACGCUUCUGCAACUUCAGCAUCAACGGAAAACUACUGGCACACAUGGACCUCAACGACUCCACACGGGCCAUCCUAUUGAGCAGUGAUGGGCAGAACCUGGUGACGGGCGGUGACAGUGGAGUGGUGGAGGUGUGGCAGGCCUGUGACUUCAAGCAGCUCUACGUCUACCCCGGCUGCGACGCCGGCAUCAGGGCUAUGGACCUGUCUCACGACCAGAGGACUCUGAUCACUGGCAUGGCAUCUGGGAGCAUCGUGGCGUUCAACAUCGACUUCAACCGCUGGCACUACGAGCACCAGAACCGCUACUGA